Physella acuta is the source of this 2816-nucleotide messenger RNA. Its product is annotated as innexin unc-9. Lineage: Eukaryota; Metazoa; Mollusca; Gastropoda; Physidae. The record is from RefSeq and is a predicted model, not a curated record.
CUACAAGCAGAGCUGGUGUUUGAAUCGUGCUUGGAUUAUAGGACUUUCGUUGAAGAUUUAUUCGGAUAAUUGUUUAAUCUUCUACAGUAAUUAACAUUUUAGAGUUAAUUAAAAGUGAAAUUUUCGGUUCGAAGAACAAAAACAAAAAAUUAAUCAAAAGAAAUGUACUUCAAAAACGAAACGAAAUUCAAAAUCUGGUAAAAAAUAUUUAAAUUGUUGUGACGUAAUGAUGAAGUAUAGCAGACUAUGACGUAAUCCUGCAAGACAAGUCCUGUCUGCCGUGAAGAAGCGCGCGACUUGUGAUCAGACGUGUGUCGUCAUUUCCUGCCGCCCAGACACGCCACUUGUUGCCCCAUUUUGCCAGGCCUUGCCAAUGGAAAAGUAAAGGGAGUUAACCAAAACAAAACACGACGGGGAAAGGGAAAGAACUCGCUGUGUUGUCGGAGUAGUGCAAUGAGUGGAGUACUGAUGGUGAUUUAUUCUGGACUAGCGGCAACUGAAACAUGAGAUGGACAGUAUUAUCGGGUCGGUGGGGAGAGUGGCAAACGUCAAAGUUCGCAAUGACGACGACCUAAAUGACCGCGUGAACCAUCUGUACACCACCGGCAUCCUCAUCAUCUUCACCGUGGUGGUCAGUGCCAGGCAGUAUGUCGGUGACCCCAUCAGGUGCUGGUGCCCCGCCCAGUUCACUGGUGCCCACGUGGACUACACCAACAACAUCUGCUGGAUCUCCAACACCUACUACAUCCCUAUGGAGUACGCCGUGCCUGAAAGCCACGCCAAGCGCGUGGAGAACGAACUGACCUACUACCAAUGGGUGCCGGUCAUGCUCCUCAUCCAGGCCCUCAUGUUCUACCUCCCCUGCAUCGUCUGGAGGCUCCUCAACGGCCACUCUGGCAUCAACGUCGACCGCAUCGUUUCGCUGGCUAGCGACGCGCAGUACGAAGCGCCGGAAGUACGCAUGCGCACUAUAAAAUACGUCGUCCGGCAUAUAGACCGGUGUUUGGAUAACCAGCGAGAGAGUCGGCACCGGUGCUGUGUGACUCUCCGCCACAUCCUCUCCGCUAAACUCUCCUUGCUCUGCGGACGCAGGUACGGGAACUACCUCAUCGCCACCUACCUGGUUAUGAAGGUGCUGUAUAUAUCAAACGCCAUCGGUCAGCUGUUCAUGCUUAACGCUUUCUUAGCCACGGAAUACAACCUGUACGGUUUCCAGGUGCUGGAUGAUUUGAUAAAAGGCUCCGAGUGGACCGCGUCCAAGAGGUUCCCCCGUGUCACCAUGUGCGACUUCAGCAUACGCCAGAUGACCAACAGCCACCACUACAGUGUCCAGUGCGUCCUGCCCAUCAACCUAUUCAACGAGAAAAUCUACAUCUUUCUAUGGUUCUGGUUGGUGUUCGUCUCAGUACUCACCAGCUACAGUCUGAUGUCGUGGCUAUGGCAGAUGGUUUUUCCGUCCUCAAGGAUUCAUUACGUCAGGAAGUUCCUCAAAAUCAUGGACCGGAUCGGCUCCGGACCGGACAAGAAAUUGGCAACACGUUUCACCAUGGAGUACCUACGUCACGACGGCGUGUUCACGCUAAGACUUGUGGGUAAAAACUCGAGUGAUAUCGUCGUGGCCGAGAUCGUUUCUGGUUUGUGGGACGUGUACCGCAGCAAAAAGUCUAUCCAGAUCCGCAACACAUCAACGCUGCCUUCAAACGGCCACGAGAGUGACGGGGAGGACGUAUAGUCGUCAUCAGGCGCGUGCGUCCUCCCAGUGCUCGUCUCCAAUCUAGGUUGUCUUAAAUUAAUUUAUUCAUUACAUCAAUCUGUCAAACAUUACCAACACGUCAAGAGAAAUGACGACACAUUGAUACCACUAUCAUUCUAACACGCUGACCCGAAAAGGUCGUUAUUCAGCAUUAGAUUUGACAAAAAAAAAAUGUUCAGGUACAAUGUAUACAGGUAAGGCUAGGUUAGGAAUGCCUUACUAUCCGCUUCCUGUGUCCUACUUCCUAUAACAUGCACUAGGUAGCACGCUUUUUUUACGACAACACUAUGUCGUAAAGUCGUCACAGUUACUUGUGGUAUUUUGAUUAGCGUGACCCAACCAUACGCUUGAAAAUCAAGACAGAAAGUAAUUUUUAUACAAUUUUUGUGGAAAGAGAUUUUAACAUGAGUUUAAUUGUAAUUUUGAUAGAGGUUCUGUAUUUAAUAGCAUCUUUUGCAAACGUAUUGAAUAGGCCUACAUGAUGUGUUUAUGACAACAGUUCUCGAGUUAAAUCGAUUGAGGAAAUAUGUCAAGACAAAAACGUGUAAACGAUGUUCCUCUCUAGGAUGUGUUGGUCUUUAGAGCAGGGGAGGUAGAGUAUGUCUGCUUCUGUGGGAAUUCUAUGCUAGUGGGUGGUUAGGCGCUGUUGUUGUAAUUCAGGUGCACAUCAGGCUAAAUCUGGUGCACAUCAGGCUAAAUCUGGCUGGGUUCAUUAACAUCCCAAUAAACAAGUCCUAAUUUUGGACUGGAAUGAAUUCAAACCUACGGCUUCUGGGUUACGGCCACUCAUGUUACCUCACGCCACCAAACGCCUCCACACACCAACACAUGCUACCACACACCACCCCAACAACCUCAAAUCAGUAUCUAAUCUUAAUGCCAGUCAACAUUUUCUGGAAGAAUUUCAAGCCAAACUUUCUCCAGUCUCACGCCGACGUCAAGAACCUGUCCUUUUGUCUUUUGUUGUUCGCUGAAUCCACGUCUUUUUUACUUACUUGUACCUAGCUUUAUAGAGCCUACAUUGUUUACCUACAAUAGCAAAUAAGAGAUGGACAAUAUAUUG